AUGGAGCCCCUAGACCAGAACCGCUGGAUUCCCCUCUCGACAGACCUCAAUUGCUCCUAUACAGCAACUCCCUCACCCUUCCCCUUUUCUUAUCCUCGCCUCUUCAACAUCUCCUCCAACCUGUCCACUCAGAGUGUCCCCUUUCACGGCAGCAGCACUCUGAUGACUGCCGUCAUCUCCCUCACAGUCUUUAUGGUGGGUCUGACAGGCAACACUCUGGCCAUCUAUGUGGUGCUGCGCUAUGCCAACAUGAAGACAGUCACCAACAUCUACAUCCUUAACCUGGCUGUGGCUGACGAGCUCUACAUCAUUGGGCUCCCCUUCCUCACCACGCAGAACGUGCUCUCCUAUUGGCCCUUUGGCUCCUUCCUGUGCCGUGUGGUCAUGACUGCAGACUCUAUGAACCAGUUCACGUCUAUUUUCUGCCUGACGGUCAUGUCCAUCGAUCGUUACCUGGCUGUGGUUCAUCCAAUCCGCAGCACCAAGUGGAGACACCCCCGUGUGGCCAAGGUGGUGAGCGCAGCUGUGUGGGCCGUGUCCUUUGUGGUGGUCCUGCCGGUGGUCAUUUUCUCUGACGUCCAGGAAACAUUUAACUCCUGCAACAUGAUCUGGCCAGAGCCGAAGGAUGUGUGGUCAACAGCCUUCAUUCUUUACACUGCCACGGUGGGCUUCUUUGGACCGCUGCUCAUCAUUUGCCUCUGCUACCUCCUUAUCGUCAUCAAGGUGAAGUCAUCGGGGGCUCGGGCAGGCUUCAGCAAGCGUCGCCGCUCGGAGCGUAAGGUGACGCGGAUGGUGGUGGUGAUUGUGGUGGUGUUUGUGCUGUGCUGGCUGCCAUUCUUCAUCAUCAACAUGGUCAACCUGGUCGUCAUCAUCCCAGAGUCCAGUGCCACGGCUGGCAUCUACUUCUUUGCUGUGAUCCUUUCCUAUGCCAACUCCUGUGCCAACCCGGUGCUCUAUGGCUUCCUGGCAGACAAUUUCAAACAGAGUUUCAGAAAAGUGCUGUGUGUGAAAGCUAUAAGGUGCAAGGCCAACGGGGUUGAUGAUGGCGACCCCAGUGCCCCGCGCACUGAGAAAACCACAGCACACAACUGUGUCCUGCUCUCCCCUUGUAACCAGGUCUACCAUGAUCCCCAAAGCAGCCAGAUCUCUCCUCACCCUCCAGACUCACCUACCUCGCACACAGCAGCAGACCUGCACCGCUCCACCCCUGCCUGUCAGUCUCCCUCCACGUGCCCAGGGAUGGGACCCACCACUACCACGGUAACCUCCACAGCAGCCUCCAUGGUAACCUCCAUGGUAACCCCUGCUGAACCUCCCACCAUCACUGCCCUAACUAGGCCCACCUCCUCUUCCACCAUACCUCCACAGCAGCAGUAGGCAAUAAACUCUGGAUGUCAGGUGUUUUAGGAAAUGAAAAGAGGAGCUGGGGAGGAAAAACAUGAUGUGAAACUAUAGAAGAGGGAGCAGAGGAGUUGGAUUAGCUGAUGAAAAAUGGAAAACAAUGAUGCUUUUCACCAAUUACAAUGUAAAAAUCCAUUUCUUUGAUUAUAUCCUGACUAACACAUGCACCCUCAUUCUACAUGAUUGGCAACUUUAAUGGUCCAUAUCGGUGAAAGAACCUCAUUAAUAUUUUUCAUGUCUCUGCAGGUGUAUCUGCACCUGUAUGAAUUACCCAGCUGUUAACCAAACCCCAGAUUUCUCUCCAUCCAGCCAUCUAAGUGCCUUUUCAGCCACUCCCAGCAAUUAUCACAACUCUUAAAUGGACACAGAAACAUUUACACCUUCCUUCUCUCACUUCCUGUUAGUCUGACACAGAACAUGUUAGAAUGUAUUUCCUUUUAAGAACCAAAAAUGCCAAAGUGGACAUAUUUAAAGCCACUGGAGAAGAUAUCCUGCAGGUACCCAAUAUCAGAAAUGUAUUUUGGUAAAAUGAGCAUCAACGUUCUUUACUGUAAACAUUGUGAUUCAGGCUGAAAAGAUGAAGUUAUUUUCAGAUAGAAAUCCUGCUCUUCUAUAGCUGUAAUUAAACAGCUAAACAGCACAAUGCAUCCAUUCAGUAUCAAGUUUGUUUCUGUAUUAUAGUAAAAGUGCGUUUUCCUGUUUCAAACUCCCACUCACUUCACGUUACUUAAUUUAAAUAGGUAAGUUGUGAUAAAUGAACUUGACAUCUGUAAAGCUUUGUGGAAAAAGUCUGCUUUAAUCGCUUUUAAUAACUUGCUUGCUGUAUGUCAGCUUCUCAGUCAUAGAAAAAGCGACUCUUUGCCUGCUGUAUCCUGCAAACGUGUAGCAAGCUCUGAACACAUAACCUCUGACCUCUUUGUAUAUAUGUCUCUUACUUUUUGUCUUUAUACACUUGUGUGUCAUGUAGGUUUGUGCGUGCAUGUACAUUUGUGGCUGUUUUGCACCUAGGUACUGUAAAUGUGUAUAUAUUUUCUCUCUGCAGAAGCCGUGAUGAUCCAGGGUGUAUAGCAGCAUAUAUUGUUGCCAGAGUUAUUGUAUAAGCGCCUUGUUCACUGCACAGUAGACGCAAUUUCUGAUCAGAGAAGCAGCAUAUGACCUCACCUGGCACAGCCUCUAUUAGCUCUGGCCUCUGAACUGCUCAUAUUGCAACCGUGUCCGCCCUUAAGUUUUUAUCAUGAUAGGACAGUCCUGUGUUGUUUUUGGGACAGCAUGGAGAGGCUUAUACGAUGGCCACGGAAAAUGGAUGGGUGGUAGAUACCUUUUCAAAUCUUACAGUGAGACACCUCAUGUUUCCGGUCAGCCAUACCAACCAAUGAAGGCAACUAUAGCAACAGUAUUUCUGCCUUGUGCUCAUCACUGUUUAACGCUAACAAGUCAAACACAACUAAACAAAGACAAAGAAUUAUAAACCAACUUUAAUAAAUUAGUGACUAUUUGAGCUUCACAGCUUCUCCUU
Messenger RNA from Xiphias gladius (swordfish), 2917 nucleotides. RefSeq names its product somatostatin-like receptor F_48D10.1 (gene sstr5). The record is from RefSeq and is a predicted model, not a curated record. Bases 1 to 1377 code for a protein of 458 amino acids. Gene Ontology annotation, cellular component: membrane; neuron projection. Gene Ontology annotation, molecular function: neuropeptide binding; somatostatin receptor activity. Lineage: Eukaryota; Metazoa; Chordata; Actinopteri; Istiophoriformes; Xiphiidae. Gene Ontology annotation, biological process: regulation of insulin secretion; neuropeptide signaling pathway; cellular response to glucocorticoid stimulus. The transcript has 5 exons.